Molecule: messenger RNA, 672 nt
Organism: Cucurbitaria berberidis CBS 394.84
Lineage: Eukaryota; Fungi; Ascomycota; Dothideomycetes; Pleosporales; Cucurbitariaceae
Exons: 3
Source: RefSeq, a predicted model, not a curated record
ACCAUAACUUCCAAGCUCCAAGACGCCGGCUACACAGUCCACAGUCGCCAACUCCCUGCUGUUGGCAAUCCUAAACCAUGUUCUGACCUGUCAGAAGACAUUGCAGCUGUUCGCUCUCUAGUUGAGGAAGCAAUCAGCGAGGGCAAUGACGUUGUUGUAGUGCCACAUAGCUGGGCUGGUGUCGUCGCUGGGAGUGCUUUGGAAGGACUGGGGAAGAAGGAGAGGGAGGCUGCAGGGAAGAAAGGUGGUGUAGUGAGGGCGGCGUAUAUCGCUGCGUUUAUACUGCCUGAAGGGGUCAGUUUAAAGGAUACUUUACCUGGCAUCCCCGAUUGGUGGGACAUUGAUGGACCGCACAUUCGCGCUACUGAUCCUCGUAUCUUCUACAACGACCUGGACGAGUUCGAGCAAAAGAAAUGGCUCUCUCAGCUUCAGACGCAAAACUUGGCCACCAUUUACGCGCCUACUACCGCGGCGUCUUGGAAAGAGAUACCUACCUCGUAUCUUUUAUGCGAGGAUGACCAGGCGGUUCCGGCGUCUGGUCAAGAGGCUAUGACUAGUAGCGUCAAGGAGAUGGGCGGUGAGAUUGAGGUUACGCGGCUCCAGGCUGGCCAUAGUCCGUUUCUAAGUAAGCCUAAUGAGACGGUUGCGUGGAUCAGGAAGGUCGCUGGGGAG